Messenger RNA from Triticum turgidum subsp. durum (durum wheat), 372 nucleotides. NCBI's taxonomy places the organism in Eukaryota, Viridiplantae, Streptophyta, Magnoliopsida, Poales, Poaceae. The record is from the annotation of a GenBank genome assembly.
AUGUUAGGACAGCUUAAUCCGGAUUCUGAAGCAAUGAGUACCUGUAAAAAGGCCAGGGCGGAAUCUACAUCUGUUGUGAGUUCAGACAGACUGAGUAGUCUACCUCCAGAGAUAAAGGGCGACAUCCUCUCCCGUCUGAAUGUCGAAGAAGCGGUUAGGACUAGCACCUUAUCAAGUACUUGGAGGGAUGCAUGGACUAAUAUGCCAAAAAUAUUUCUGCGCAAUGGAAAUUUUGCAAGAACCAAGUUCGUCACAUUAGUCGAUAUGGUGCUAUCACUCCACAAGGGAACUGUAGAGAAGUUUGAUAUUUCAGGUAGCAAACCUUACCAUGACGAGUUCGGCAGGUGGAUGCUCAUGCUUUCUAGGAUAUAA